Triplophysa dalaica is the source of this 4935-nucleotide messenger RNA. It is a transcript of the gene tmem269, whose product is annotated as transmembrane protein 269. Gene Ontology annotation, cellular component: membrane. The record is from RefSeq and is a predicted model, not a curated record. Gene Ontology annotation, biological process: phospholipid biosynthetic process. Gene Ontology annotation, molecular function: phosphotransferase activity, for other substituted phosphate groups. The transcript is spliced from 7 exons. The coding region runs from base 3035 to 3622 and encodes 195 amino acids. Lineage: Eukaryota; Metazoa; Chordata; Actinopteri; Cypriniformes; Nemacheilidae.
UUUGCCUUUAAAAAGAGCCGCGCUGAAAAUGGUCAACGCAUUGUGUUUGGCAGACAGUGGUGUGUGUUUACUCUGUCACUCUUCUAUUAAAGGUUGAUUUUUUUGGGGGGUAAUGUUGAAAAUAUUGUGUUAGUGAAGUUAACACCAUCAAAAGGCGUGUCCACGUUCAUUUGAGUCGAAGAGCUUGUUGUUUAAAAGGAGUUGCUGUGCUGUUUUGCUUGAAGACAUUUGGAAACCAGCAUGAUCUUCCUAACUCCAACAUCUGAUGAAGAAUCGCUUGAAAUCGACUGGCUUUGGAGUCACAUCAAGUUCAGGGUACAAAACGCAAUAGUAGGAACCCCAACUUUGACAACUUUCUUGAUGUCUUUGUAAAUGCUCGGCAAUAUUUUAAGUAAUGUAGCAGUCAGCUUAAUAUACUUAAAUGACAAUUCACGAGUUCGCAAAUGCAGAUAAUAAUGCAGGUUAAAAGGUAUGCGUAUAUGGCGUGCUGUCCAGCGAGAGGGCUCCGAGCCUGGCAGUUUCUUACAAACUCGGAGUACUCUCCCCCUGUCCGGGGAGAGGGCUCGAGCCCGGUGUUAGGCUGAACCCAGAGCGCUCCCCCCACUGUCCUGCGGGAGACAACGGGCUCGUGGUAAGGAGCCGGGGUGGUGGAGGGAUGCUUGAAGACUGUAGAGAGAAUGCAGGUAAGACAGCUUUGUCUAUUUGUAGUAGUUCUCUCUUGAGCUGAUAGGGCAGAUGGUGUGAUUGCUGAUGGCAAACCAGCCGGGUGGGUUAUCUGCUCGUGCUCCUCCCUAACUUUGUUAAUUAAACAUCACACAUUGUGCAUGUCUUCUUGCAUAAACGUAUGCUUGUUUCACAAUGCACAAUGAAAUCUUGACGUACAAGAACAAACGUUGGGUCUGUCAUGCACACAAAUAUCAAAGUGUCCUUUAUAUAUCCGAUUUCUCCACAUCCACAUCUGCAAGCAUGGAGUUUACGCCUUUGUCCUUAUACAGCAGACUGAGCUUAUAACAUAAUGAAUUUAACAUAAAUUACACUUUGUUAAUGUUUUUAGAGAGAUGCUCACUGAUUUACUCCAUUACAAAGACUUCUUUGUCUGACUUCAUUGAAAAUCUCUACAGCGUUUCAGAAGCAACAGUCUCAAGCACUUGAAUCUUAACAAGACCUACUAGCUUUGUGUUUUGAUAACAUUUAAUGCAAAUUGUCUCUCUCUUUGGAAUGAGACGAACAAGAUAGUGCUAUUUCAAUAAAAAACCAAAAUUUACCUCGAGAGUUCAGUUUGGUAAGAGAUUAGCACUGUUUGUUGUCUCAUGUGCCAAGGAGCAGAGGGCAAGUAUCCAGCUCUCUGCAUUGAACUUGGAUCAGAGUGUCAUUUGGCAACAUGCUGAUUUCUGUCUCAUUGCUAUUUCAACCAAUUUAUAUACAGUAAGUAUGCUAAUAAAUGACAGCCAUGCUUAUGUGCGCAAAUGAGAGUGUGCAUCCUGAAGAUCCGAUUUGGUAAACAAAUCGCAAUUGUCUGCAGUGUGAACGUGUUUUCCUGGUGACCCGGUUGUCAGUUAAGAUAUCUACUGCAAUAGUUGUAGAUCAAUAUGUGACGUGUGCUUUGUGAAUGAAAAACAGCACUAAACCUAAAACCUCUUUCUUUGAUCUGUUUUGAAAACUAUGUUGGUAUUUUUUAAUGAAUUGAGGGUUUAUAGACAGGGACAGAGUCCCUGUAGAUUAUUUCUGAUAAGCAAAAUAAAUAGGUAAAUUACAAGCUAGCAAAUUAAAAUGAUGUCUAGCAAGUAUGAUUUGGGGAAACUAGUAUAAGAUUCAGGGGCGGAUCGUCCAUCUGGACCACCGGGAGUUUUCUUGGUGGGACGCCGCUCAUGUUGGCAGCCUCAGGAAGGCGAUUGCUAACAGACCGGGGGGACAGGAACAUAAUCGUAAAUGGAUAGAGGGGGACGCCCCUAAAAUGCGACCACCAAAAGACCAGAUGCAGGGGAACCGAAACGCUUUUGCAAACGGACGGGUGUGUGUUCGGCUGCUCUUGGCGUAAAAGUCCAGGGCAACUUUUUAGUCCUAGUCCCCCCCUGAGAAGAACCUUUACUUGGCUAAACUUAAAUGUGACAAACUUACAUGACCUAUUCAAUAAACACAGACCGAAAGUUAACUUGUGUGUGUGUGUCCAAUGAAGACGUCUUCAAAUCAAAGAGUAGUUAUUGGCUAUUUUAUUAAAUUGUUUUGAUCAUACAAAUUAAAUGGUGAGUAUUGUAUCCUUUUUGUACUAGCAAAUUAUGUUUGCCAAAAACACACCGUCUAGUAAAAAGUUUUUUUUAUCACUCAUUCAAAUAUUUAUUGUAGGUCUUUUACUUUUGCUAUUAAUUGAAUGGUUUAUAUAGUACAGUAAAAUGUUUGGUCUGUGAUGGAUGACGUCUAUGGAAAAGUUAUAUUUAUAAAAUAUAAUAUAAUUAAACCUUACAAUUGUAAAAUUAUUGCAAACUUAUCUGAUGUCGGCAUAGUUUUUGUUUGUUUUAGCUAAUUUUUAGGGGAGCUUGAAUUAGAGCUAUGGUGAGGUUACAUUGUGUAUUUUAUGUGUAUAUUAUGUUUAUGACUUUGUUGUUUCUCAUGCUAUUAUGCCAGUGUUAUAUAUUUGUGAUGAGGCUUGGGUAGAGGUUAUUUAAAUGAAAGCAUAACCAAAUAAAUGUUUUAGAGAGGAUAAGUAAAUCAUUACAAAAAGGGCAUGUGUACCUGUACUUUAGCAUGAUAAAUGAGACUUGGUAUGAAUAAAGUGUAACAGGUUGCUAUAUUUUCUAAUCCAGCUGGUUAUAAUUUUCUGAAAAAAAGUUAUGUCAUAUUUCUUUAAUAUACUGUCACAAAGCCCAAACUCUUCAGCCAAUAGAAGCUCUUGUGUAACUUCUGAUGUUUCUUCUUGGUCUCAGCCUUUUUCCAGGAUGCUACCAAACUGCUCCUGAACGAAAAACCUAACUGGGUGCAUCUAAAGGAGUUUGCCCGUAGAAAUGCUGCCAAUGCUCUCUCUGUUGCCAACCUGGUCAUGGGAAUGGCCUCAAUUCUCUGCAGUCUCAACGGGCAUCAUCAUGCUGCAUGCUGGCUGGUCCUGAUCGGUUACCUUCUGGAUUUGGCUGAUGGAGCAGUUGCUAGGCAACUUAAUGCCUGUUCUGCACUAGGUGCAAAGUUGGAUGAUUUCGCUGAUUUUACAACAUUUGGAAUUGCGACAUCAUUACUUUUAAGGACACCCAAUCUGCUGGAUAAUAUUCUGUGCAUGUUUUACGCGCUGUCAGUCUUUGUUCGCCUCUGCUUUUUUUCUAGUGGAAUUCCCUUUAUGUACCGUGGCCUACCAUGCAUCUACUCAUCUGCAAUUCUAGCUUGUGUUUCUCUACUAACUGGAGGAAAUAUGACGGUGCUGAGAAUCAUAGCGGUGGCUAUGAUUCCUUUUAUGGUGAGCCAGACGUUUUACCCACAUGACCGAGUACUUGAGUCUCAGGCGUGGAAGAAGGUGGUCUACAUUGGAGGAAUUGCCAUGGUGUUUUGCUUCUCCUUCCCUCCAGCAUGUGUUUACUACUUGUUAUGGUCCGUUUCCUACAUACUGUUUCCAACAGCCCUGUGGAGCUCCAAAGUGUAACUGGCCGGAGAGGCCGAUUCCUAAAGCCUCCUUACAGCUGAGGAAGGACUGUGCAGCUUUUUUUGGAACCCACAGUGCUUCAUGCAAAGGAAAAUCAAACCGACUGAGAAACAUAUUUUUAUUUCAAUCAUUUUAGCUGUGGGGUUGUAUACCUCAUGCCCUGACAAACUUUUAGUGAGAGUUAUGGACACCUUCAUUAGCUGCUGUUGUUUUUUCAAUAAGGAAAAUAAAUGGGAAAUGACCUCUGUCGUACACAUAUUGACAUCUGUAUGAAUAAUCAGAAUGUUAUUUUGUCUCAUGAAACAGAGGUUGCAGGGUGCUAUGCAUGUUGCGCAGUUUGUCUGUACUAAAUCAAAACCGUGGAGGCAUGAAGCAGGACACAUAUUCAAGAUUCAAAAUUUGCUGUGGAAUUUAUAUUUGUAGAACUGCUGCUUUUUUGGUUGUUGUUGAAGUAGAUCAGAACAAGUUUUGGGUUUUUUCAUUGUGUAUAUUUUAAGAUUUUUAUUUUGUGUACUGGAUUACUGAUAAAAAGGAAAGGGAAAACGGUUAGAUAGAGAAUGAUCAGUGUGAGAGUAUGCACAAGUCAAAGCUUAAAUAUAACAAAACUAUCUGCUUUCUUCUAAUCACAUUACAUUGGACUUUUAAUGAACUGUGAUAAUUAGAAUUAUUUCAAAAGUAACAUGAAAGAUUCACUGAAAAUGGUUUGUAUCCAUCUGACUUACAUGUGAAACACUACAAUAUGAUUAAGGCAGUGGUUGUCAUCAUUUUUGUUUUUUUUUAAUGCCUGGUUAAUGUGUGCUUGGUGAAAUACUGUAUUUCCUGUAUUGUAUUAAGUAGGCAAUCAUGCAAUCAAAUUUCAAGAACAUGGCAGUUGGUGUAAUUUGACAAAAAAUUUAGCAUCCCAAAGUAUACUGCUGGGUUAUUUUUGGCCUCUGUUUUGAUAGAACUAACUGUGACUAUGCCAAAAAUUUUAGACCCCACAGAUCCAAGAUUUAGAUCCAGUUCAUUAGUUUGUACACUAUGCAUGGUGUACGAUGUCUCUUUAUCGGGACAAUUACUUUGUUACUCAAAGAUAGUCAACUCUAUUGUGAGUUAAACAUAAUACAGAGACAAGAGACGGAGGGGGGGCAACGUAAGACAGGAGAAUCAAAUGAAAAUGGUUUGUUGGGAAAUUUCCGUUGCCUUUUCAUUCAACCCUUUACGGUUUACAUGUUCACUGUGAAUAUGGAACGUAGCAAUUUAAAAUGAAGGCAUUGUUUUGUUUUUAUGUGCACCACUUGUGGUUAAUUUUUAUUAAAAUGUAGUGGUGUUCA